This is a messenger RNA of Symbiodinium sp. CCMP2592, 3342 nucleotides long. NCBI's taxonomy places the organism in Eukaryota, Dinophyceae, Suessiales, Symbiodiniaceae. The record is from the annotation of a GenBank genome assembly.
AUGGGGUGCUAUGCUUCCGUGGAGGUUUCAGGAAUACUCCCAGGCCCGCCCAGCGCUGCGGCCUCGCGAUCCAAGGCUUCCUCGCCUCAGGAGCCCGAAGCCAGCCACAAAGAGCUGGAAGAGGCCCAGUCUCAGGUCGUUCCGCCCAGGCUGCCUGGCGAAGUGCCGGUGCCGCUGCCCGGCUGGCGCGUGGCCUGCAGGCUCUCACCUGAAGAUGCACGUUCUCGCUGGGGGAGCCGGCCACGUCCAGGAGGUGGCCAGCCCACUGGCUUUGCUCAGCUUCAGGUCAGCGUGGAGCCGGAAGGACCCUUGGAGUUCCCCGUGCAGCUGGUGCCGAGUUGGGUCGAGCCUGCUGUGGCCUCGCUUUUUGCCGGUCGCUACGAGGUACAGCGGGUGCUGCCCCGACGGCCCUGGGCCCAUCAGCUCUUCGAGGUCUUCGACCGCGAGGAUUGCGUCUCCAGGGCCCUGGAGGUCUUCGAGCUAUCUGGCACAGAAGAGGCGCAGAGGCUUACCCGUCGUCUACAGAUCGAAUUUCUGGACGAGGAGGGCGGAUUGUUUCUGAGGUCUCGGCACGCCUUCCUCGGGCUGCCCAGCCGUGUGGGUGUCGUGGAGGAUCUCCACAAGGCUUCUCUCUGGGAGGAGCUCGGCAGGUGCGACUCCUCGUCGGGACGCGCCUGCCUUGUGCUAUUGGAAGCCGCGGCCGCUGCUUUGCGCGGCCUUCAGAGGCUGCACUCCCACAACUGGGUUAUGUGCAAAGUUUCACCCGAAAGCUUGUGUUUGGCGCUGGAUGGCCGGUGGAAACUGACGGGUGUCCAUGCCGCAAAGAAGGUCUCCGAACUGGAACCUUCCUGCUGGGGAGCCACGCUGCUGCCCGAGGUACUGCUGGAGCUCCCCCUGACCGAGAAGAGCGACCUGUGGCUAUUGGGCGCCUGCCUUUGCGAGGCUUUGCUCCAGGAGCGGAUCGAGCCCGGACCAGGUGGGCGGGUCGAGCGGCUCUGUGGCCUCGUGGAGUUCCUGGGGUCCUUGCCGGCCGACUUGGUUCUUCACCAUCCCAAGCGCGAGGAGAUUUUUACGCCGGAGGGCCAUCUUCUGAGAAGGGCCGGCCCCGAGCGGCUGGAGGCUAUCGAGCCACUGGGUGGCCUCACAUUGCUCAAGGGCGAUUCGGCCCCGCGGCCCAAGGCCGUGCUGAAGGCGUUGAAGCACGUGCCGGAGAAAGCUCAGCUGCUGGACCUGCUAGGUGCGCUGCUGCAUGCAGACCCUGUGAAGCGACCGAGUGCUGCCGCGCUGGCACGGGCAAGGCCGACCCCAGACGAAUGGAGGAGUGAUUGUGAAGACACGGCCGCUGGUCCUGCCUCCUUGGAAGAUGAAAGCACGCAGGCGACACCGCAGAAAGUGCCGCAGCCAGAGGAGCUGUACGACAAGAGUAAGCCGCAGAGAUGUCACGCCUACAUCGCCAAUGUCGCCGGCCUGAAGCCUCAGAUUGCUGGCGGGGCUUGCAAGAGUUUCGUGUUGACAGAAGAGCUGCCCUUGACGGACGAGGAGAACGAGGAGGAUGUGAAGGCGGAAGGUGCCGCGAAAACGAAAAGGAACGUUGUCUUCAGCGCGGUGCCCGAGUCACAGGGAAGUGCUCCGUCCAAGGCAACCCGCAAAGGCACGGGCUUCGUAUUGGCAGCCGACUUGCCGCUGACGGACGAGGAGGACGAGCUAGACGAGGCAGAAGGCAGCGGAGCAGUUCCUUCAGCCCCCAAGAAGAACGUGGGUUUCAGCGCGGUGCCGGAGCCACGGAGCACUGCUCCGUCGAAAGCAGCCCGCAAAGGCACGGGCUUCGUGCUGACAGCGGACCUGCCCUUGACGGACGAGGAAGAUGAGGAGGAGGAGCAGGCAGCGGCUCCGUCGAAGCCUGCGAAGAAGAACGUGGACUUCAGCGCGGUGCCCGAGUCACAGGGAAGUGCUCCGUCCAAGGCAACCCGCAAAGGCACGGGCUUCGUAUUGGCAGCCGACUUGCCGCUGACGGACGAGGAGGGCGAGCUAGACGAGGCAGAAGGCAGCGGAGCAGUUCCUUCAGCCCCCAAGAAGAACGUGGGUUUCAGCGCGGUGCCGGAGCCACGGAGCACUGCUCCGUCGAAAGCAGCCCGCAAAGGCACGGGCUUCGUGCUGACAGCGGACCUGCCCUUGACGGACGAGGAAGAUGAGGAGGAGGAGCAGGCAGCGGUUCCGUCGAAGCCUGCGAAGAAGAACGUGGACUUCAGCGCGGUGCCCGAGUCACAGGGAAGUGCUCCGUCCAAGGCCACCCGCAAAGGCACGGGCUUCGUAUUGGCAGCCGACUUGCCGCUGACGGACGAGGAGGACGAGCUAGACGAGGCAGAAGGCAGCGGAGCAGUUCCUUCAGCCCCCAAGAAGAACGUGGGUUUCAGCGCGGUGCCGGAGCCACGGAGCACUGCUCCGUCGAAAGCAGCCCGCAAAGGCACGGGCUUCGUGCUGACAGCGGACCUGCCCUUGACGGACGAGGAAGAUGAGGAGGAGGAGCAGGCAGCGGUUCCGUCGAAGCCUGCGAAGAAGAACGUGGAUUUCAGCGCGGUGCCCGAGUCACAGGGAAGUGCCCCGUCCAAGGCAACCCGCAAAGGCACGGGCUUCGUAUUGGCAGCCGACUUGCCGCUGACGGACGAGGAGGACGAGCUAGACGAGGCAGAAGGCAGCGGAGCAGUUCCUUCAGCCCCCAAGAAGAACGUGGGUUUCAGCGCGGUGCCGGAGCCACGGAGCACUGCUCCGUCGAAAGCAGCCCGCAAAGGCACGGGCUUCGUGCUGACAGCGGACCUGCCCUUGACGGACGAGGAAGAUGAGGAGGAUGAGAAGGUGGAGCUUGUCUCGAAGCCUGUCCAAAGAAAUGUGGACUUCAGUGCGGUGCCGGAGCCACGAAAUGCGCCUCCGCCCAAGGCGGCACGCAAAGGCACAGGCUUCGUGUUGGCAGCCGACUUGCCCAUGUCAGACGACGAGGACGAGGACGAGGUGCCUUCCAGUUCGCACUCCCAGCCAUCAUCCCGACGCAUCGUUGGCUUCGCCGAGGACAUCCGAGCCCAAGGACCGUCACCACUGGAUGGCGGCAGCAAGGCGGCACGGAAAGGCACUGGCUUCGUUAGUCCAGCGGACCUGCCUAUGUCAGACGACGAGGACGAGCAGGAAGACCAGGAGGCAUCUGUCAUCUUCGGAGGUGGCGAGGCUCGCCGCCCAGACCGCCCGGACCGCCCGGCCAGCUCGCCUGGUCGCCGCGGUGCUCCGCAGGAGCGGGAGCGGUCCUCGGCACAAGGUCUGCGUCCCAUGCUGCCGGCGUGCAAGACGACCUGA